Scedosporium apiospermum is the source of this 900-nucleotide messenger RNA. RefSeq lists its product as uncharacterized. NCBI's taxonomy places the organism in Eukaryota, Fungi, Ascomycota, Sordariomycetes, Microascales, Microascaceae. The transcript is spliced from 2 exons. Bases 1 to 900 code for a protein of 299 amino acids. The record is from RefSeq and is a predicted model, not a curated record.
AUGCUCUUUUCAACUCCCUUCGGGCUCCAGCCCAUCGCUUUAGUGAUGUUCGGCUUCACCGCAACCACCGUGCUAGCCAACCCUGCCAACUCGUUUUGCGACAGAGGCAACACCCCAACGCCGGAUGAUUGCCGGGCUGCCAUUGCAAAGAUCAACCCAAACGAAGUCUACACCGGUAUUCGCCAAUUCAGCGCUGGAGACUGCACAGUUGAAUUGCGCGGCGCCUUCAGCUCGACGAAUCCGCCCCCCACUCGAGGGAGUGAUAUCAUUAUGCAGGCGGAAGAUAUCGUGGAAGACGGUUGCCGGGGAGUGGGCUUUUGUGAGGACACAGGUGGCCAUGUCUCUGUGCGCCAGUGUACCGUUUGCAUGUUCGGGACAUGUGCAGUCUGCAACGCCCCACGCCGCCGUGACACAGGGGACGCAAGCGGAUCCCUCCCAACACGUUCGCUUGAGGAACGACAGCCUGAGGAGCCCGGAAGUUUCUCCAGACGCCGUAGAGUAGCCUCAGAGCCAGAGCCCGCAUCCGCUCCCCACCUCGUCGCUCGUCAAAAUCCCGAGCCAGGUGUGGAGUGUCGAAGCAGUCUUAAUCCUCCCUCUGUCGAUGCCUGCAAGAAGCUCGCGGAUUCGAUUCGUGGACAGACCCUAUCUUUGCCUUUCACUACUAGCGUUGACGAUUGUGAUCUUGCUGUGUUUGGGCAUUUCCGGGACCUGUCUGCCAGUGGUGAUAAGAUUGCUGAUCGCAUUUCACACGACUCCGAUCUGUGUGCGAGCGCCGGCUCGGAUCCAGUUGUGGGCUCCCAAAAGGACACGACGCAAGAGCUGAUCUUUGUUGGAUUUACCAUCUGGUUUGGGAACUUGUGUGGCAGAUUUGGCUUUGGGAUGGCAAACUGCGUCCCUUGA